GAAUUGCUCGCUCGCGCCGCACGUACGUACGUACGUGCGCGCGCCCCAUAUUGCAAAAUGAAAAUAAAAAUCGAUCAUCAGCAAAGAAAAUGGCGCAGCUAGUCAGAAGAACGAAGGGCCAAAUCUUCGUUGUUCAACAAUUUUCACUAUUUCUUGCCAUAUUAAGUUCAUUAUUACAGAGUACAUUAUGUCUAUAUCAAGAAGGUCGAAUAGAAACAACCGAUAAUUGGAUAUUUCUAGCAAGAUUUUGUUUUCUGUCAGACAUUGGAAGGUUACGAUUUGAAGUUCAGUAUCCUCAGUCUUUUGAAACCCAGAACCUAAUUCUGUAUUACGAUGAGCCGGGUCAGUGGCCUUCAGUUUACCCAUUAGAUACUGCACCUCUGCAGACAUGCUUAGAGAAAGAAUCCGUCUUGAAACCCGAGAACCAUCAAGUCGUGAACCUUACCACGUCCUACGUUUGGUCGGGGUGCGCUCGGCUGGAAACAGACGUUGACAGUGACUGGAGUAGGCUGUUCGGCGACUCUCAUUUCUUUGACUGCAAGGGUGGGCGGAGCUUUCGCUCUGUGCGGGACAGAUGGUGGUACAUCGUCCUCUCCAACUGCAAUGCUGGCCAUGGGUUGCUGAUGAACUACAAACUGACAAUGACCAAUGGCGAGGACUGGUGGUACAAGCACUUCUCAGCCGAUCAGUUUGGUAUCCUAGCAACAGACAUAGCAUUCCUAUUCAUGUUUAUGGCCCUCUUUGGAUGCUCUAUAUAUGUCGCAAUGCUCCUGGCUUCAAGGUCCCUCUUUCACACCACCUAUAAGAUGUACAUGUGGGUUCUCUUCUUAUACAUACUUAGCCUUGUAUUCUACAUCAUCUUCUAUGCUGACUAUGCAAACGAUGGGACGGAGGUCCGAGGGUUAAAGUUCACUGCCAGGGCGUUCCAGUCGGGUGCCGACGCCCUCUUUCUACUCCAGCUGAUCCUCAUGGCAAAGGGAUAUACCAUUACCAGAGGACGGCUCAGCCAUUCUGGCACGGUAAAAAUCACCAUUCUAAUGGCUAUAUACUGUAUGCUGUAUGCAGCCUUAUUCAUCUAUGAAGUAUAUGCCUUUGAUGCGGGAGAGGUGCUAUACCUGUACGAGAGCCCUGCAGGGUACGUCCUAGUAGCAUUGAGGGCGCUCACCUGGCUGUGGUUCAUCUACGCCAUCUUCUUCACAUUGAAGCACUAUCCUGAAAAGAAUUCUUUCUACAUUCCCUUCUUCUUCUGCUAUACGAUGUGGUUUCUUGCAAUGCCUGUAAUGAACAUUAUAGCAUCAUUAGCCAUGCCUAAAUGGUGGAGAGAGAAGGCUAUGAAUGCUAUUGAACUCAUCAUCGCCUUUGUGGCACAGCUAGGCUUUUUGAUUCUGACCAGACCGUCGGCAGCCAAUCACAACUUCCCCUACCACGUCCGCACCUCGCAAGUCGGUGUCAUCGACACCCCGGACGGCCAGGUUCAGAAUAACCCCGAUGCAUACGAGCACCAUGGCUAUGCCACCAACUUAUUCAACACCGAUCAUCAACCAAACUUUACAGAGCUGUUCACCGUAGGGCAGUCCAACAAGUAUGCGCAGAACCAGCCCAACGGUAACGCAAAUGGAAUGGUCAAUGGUGCCUCUAACGGAGUCAACCACAAUCCACAACGUGAUGUAUCCGGUAUGUUCAUGGCCAAGUAGAUGAGGAGCCAGCCAUGUGAAAUGAUGCCUUCACACACACACAAAAAUGAGUUUAAACAUGAUCAAAGUAGGUAGGGAAGUUGAAAGCAAUCAAAUUGCAUGUACAUCAGCACCGUCAACACACCAGGGCUCCAUAACAUAACGCUUAAAAAUUGAUCGUGGUGCUCGUUUAUACGAUUGAUUUCAUUGGUUGUUUGUGUAUGAUCAGGCGUAACAUUCAGCCCAUGAUCGAUCGCUAAGCUUUUUGUUUCAGGACCUUUGUUUCCUUUAGAUUUGUUUUUACAAAUUCUUUAAUUAUUUCAAUCGAAAUCGACAAAGACUUCACAAUGUUUCAUUAUAGUCUGCUGUGCAAACCCUUCACUCGAGUAAAGGGUCUGAAUUGCAGCCUACUCAUGCCUUGUGUACUGAAGGCCCUCGAAACAGCAAGUUUUGUACGUGCUAGUCUUUGCGUGGAGACCCACUUGUUGAUCAAAGUUUCAAUAAGAGUUUGUGCCUGCAGACUAGUUUCAUCAUGCAUUUGCGAUUUUCUCGAUAUAUUGUCUUGUAGAUAGGUUCCAACCUUGAGUACUUUGUGCAUUUUAAAUGCAACUAAGUACCGUAUCCAUUCCACGUGAUAAAUCUUAGAUUUAGGUUUAAAUUACUUUUAAGUUUAAGAAUGACUGUGCAUCAAGUGUUGCCUUUGCAUUGAUAGACAUACAUGGCCUAAUCUUUUGUGGUGAUAGCAAUUUUAUUAUCACUUAUGGGGUGUUGCAAAAAACUUGCAAUUGAUGGCAAGUCAAUUUAGGUCCCAAAAUCAUGCAUUUCAUUGAAAAUUUGGAAUUGAUUGAUGGUCUGCUUCUUACAUCAAGAAGUAUAAAUCAGUGUACUGUUCAUUAAAAUUGAUCUAUCAAUAGUAAUUUUGCUUAACUGAAAUUUGCAAUUGAUUGCAAAUAUUUUCUUGCAACACCCCCUCGAUAGUUGCUCUGCAUUGCCUACCAGAGGGGAGAGGAAAUCUGGUCUUUCAUAUUGAGAAGUACUUAAAUUUAUAUAUUUGUAAAAAGACAAAAAGUCUUACUUUGCUGUGGUAGAUGCUCCUUUAGAUUAUUUUUAUUGUCACUUUUAAUAUUAUAAGUGUUUGCCAGCCGUGCUGACAUUUACAGAUAAAUUGGACUAAUUGGGUAAAAAUAUUGUUAUAUCCUUGACAUUUCCAUGUUUUCUAUAUUUGAUAGAACAGUAAAAAUCAGAAGUCGAAAAAAAAAGGUACCCCGGUAGACCAAAAACUGAAUGCUCGCGAGAUCAGCAUCAGUCCUGGAUUCUAUUUUCCAGAAUUAUUCCAAGUAAAAUGUUAUUACUGAUAUCUUGACAGUGAAUGAAUAGAUGUUUUCAACUUGAUCACAUUCAUGAAAAUCUAUAAAAAAACAAUGUGUUGCAUCUGAAACUGGACAGACUUUUUUUCCGCCCAUUGAUUGUUGCACAUUGCAUCUGAAAGUAAGGAUCAAAUAUAAACUCGACCAUCACCAAAAGGGUGAUUGUCCACUGCUAUGCUUGAUUGUACUUUUGAAUAGAAAUUUAGAUGUAGUUCACAUGUGUUUUGAAGCUGAUACUGUGCAAGUUUAGUACACACCAAAGACCACUGUUUACCUCUAAUGAGCAAUUUUCGGAUGGUGCACAAACAAUUUACGAAGGAUAUGAAUGUCCACAAUUCUGAGAUUUUUUUUUUCCGGACGUCUUGGGAGUGAAGAGUUGUAAACUACUCAAGUCUAUUUUGUGUGGAAUUUUCACAUAAUAAGGUGUGUACUGUGGCUGAACCAGGCCAGUCAGCAUUUACAAACAAAAUACCUAUUACAAAAAUUUAUAAGCAAAGAUCACGCAAGUUGAUUGAGAACAAGGAAAACCUUACAAUUUGGGGGAAAAUAAUUAUGCAAACUUCAAAACUUCAGUGCUUGCUUAACCCUAUCUAAGACUGAAUUGCACAUGGAUAUACAAUAUAUUGAAAGGUGUACAGCUUCAUAACUGGUAUUAUUUACCUAGUUAAAAAGUACACAUACAUCAAAGACCGAAUGCAAUAAACAUACAUGUACUAAAGCAUAAUUAUAAACAUUUGGGGGGUGUUUCACAAAGAUUUAAGUAUGACUUAAGUCGCACUUAAAUGCCGACGCGUAGAUGAUAUGCAAGUCGCGAUCUUAUUGAUAGAUACGCAUUAGUGCGCGUCCUCGUGACACGAUCUGACCAAUGCAGUCAAACCUUUCAUAUCGUACGCAACUAGGCAUUUAAGUGCGACUCUAAGUCAUACUUAAAUCUUUGUAAAACACCCCCAGGUUUGGUUAUCUUUUGUGGCAUAAAAUGGGACUUUUAGUACACUGCAAAAACUCCGGUGUUGAUUUAACACCAGCCCGGAAUUUAUAUAUGUCUACACCAGAGAAGUAUUGAAACAACACCAGUUUGGAAUCAAACCGAUGCUGUUUUAAUACUAAUUGGUGUUGUAUAAACACCUAUCUGGUGUUAGACCAAAACGUAACUGGUGUUUAACACUCCUCUGGUGUGGACAUAUAUAGAUUCCGGGCUGGUGCUAAAUCAACACCAGAGUUUUUGCAGUGUAGGUUUUAAAAUUCGCACCUUUUGCAAGUUGUUUAUGUGCCCCUUGAAAAUCGUGCUUCAUCUAUAUUUAUAUUUUUAGUGCAUUCUACAUGCAUUGUAUCACGAGAGUAUAUGUCUGUUGGAAUUCACUAUUAGGUAUAUUAUACUUAUCAUCUUUCAUUUAUGAUUGGUACAUUGCAUCAUUAAUCUUUCCUUGCAUAGAUAUGUGAGAUUAAUUGUUUUGCACACAAUCUUAUACUGCUUAUUGUAUUGUAAUUUUGUUUCACCUAAGUAGAAUUAUUAUGCACUAUUUCUCAGAGAGAAAAGAUGAAAGAAAAUGAAUGGUGUGCCAACACAGUACAUCAUACGAUGUGUGGUGUUACGUCUAUAUUUACAUAUAUAUCACCUUGAAAAUCAAUACCUAAAGUUGACCUUGAUAAAGAAUUUAAAGUACUGUAUAAAAGAAAUAACUAGAACAAUAAAUGAUAUUAUAAAUGUAAUGUACAAUGGCAUUCCCAACAACAUGCAUGUAGGCUGUAGGGGAUAGAGGCUUAAAUAUGUUUUUUUUUUUCACCUUGAAUGCUUUUCCAUCCAUUCUUAGCACCAAUUUGUGUUCAAAUGAUUGUAUUUGUAAAGUGAUGUAAACUUUCUAAAAUGUGAGGCUGACAAUAUCUAUAGUGGUUUUUUGCUUGUGUAAGUUGUGGUACAGCCUUUUAUCAUAGAUAAUAUACACACAACCACAGAUUAUGCUUGUAAUACCAAUGGUUGUAUUCGUAAAGUAAAAUAAACUUUUAAAAAAUGGGUAGCUGACAACUUUGUAGUUUGCUUGAGUGAAUCGAAACAAGUUAUGAUAAUGAUGAUAAUAUAUACAUUGUAGCAUUUAUGACGUGCUGAUUAUCUAGUUACAAAUUCAGUGGCAUACUAUAUGCUACCCUAGCUUUAGCUCCUGCUGCUAAAGGUGCUUGGUGCAUGUAAGGAAUAAAUGCUGCUAGGUACCCAUUCACUUCACCUGGGUCGAGUGCAGCACGAUGUGGAUCAAUUUCUUGCUGAAGGAAAUCACGCCGUGGCUGGAAUUCCAAGCCACGUCCCUCUUUUUCAAAGUCCGGAGAGUCGUCCACUGGGCCAUGAUGUUCCAGGCUUGUGGUACGUCAUGUUUUAAUACAUACCAACAGAAUGUUUGAAUUUUCAGUCGUUCAUCCCCUUUGCUGACAGACCUGCCAACCAGUACGUUUUUGCAACCAAAAUACGGCAGUACGUUUUUUCUUUGAAAAAUACGUUUUUUGUUAAAAAAAAGAAAAAAUAAAUCGUAAUUUAUUGAGAAAAAUAAUCUCUUUAUGUCUCUAUUUCAUAAAACGUGCACAAAUAUGGUUAUUAGAUCAAUGUUAUUUCAGGUAACUUGUUUUUUUUUUCAAUCAUUUUGUUCAAACCAGGGUGAAGAUAUACACAUGUUUUAAUGUAUUUUUUUUCAUCUGCAAGAGCAGUGCGCAUUUUAGCUUGCAUGCAGCUUGAGCGCCGCGAUGAGCGAGUGCGCCAAGCAUUUUAUUAUGAAAUGCACUUUUUUGGGGAAAAAUACAGUUUUUUAAAUCACAGAAUACAGUUUUUCAUUCCCAGAGGUUGGCAGGUCUGUGCUGAUAUUGUGAUAAGAGAGUAUCAUAGAUUGUCAUACUGUAUAUUACUGUGUAUGUUUAAUCUCAUGCAAAAUGCUGAAAAAAAAUCAUAGAAAAAUAAUCUAAAAAUGCAACUAUUUUCACCUCUAACACCUUGAUAUUCUGUCUUCUGUUCUAUGUAAAUAUUCAUGUACAUACCAUCAUUCCAGAGUAAUUAUUAUUAUUGAGGAUAUUGUGAAUUAAUAUAUUUAUAGAAGUACACUUUGAGAGUUUGUUCUGCCUUGAAAUUAACAUUUUUUGACAUCUUGUACUUGUAGAUUGAUAAAGUACUAUCGAGAUGCAGAUAAUACC
This is a messenger RNA of Lytechinus pictus (painted urchin), 6208 nucleotides long. Its product is annotated as transmembrane protein 145-like. Bases 90 to 1694 code for a protein of 534 amino acids. The record is from RefSeq and is a predicted model, not a curated record. Lineage: Eukaryota; Metazoa; Echinodermata; Echinoidea; Temnopleuroida; Toxopneustidae. Gene Ontology annotation, biological process: G protein-coupled receptor signaling pathway; response to pheromone. The transcript is spliced from 14 exons.